This is a messenger RNA of Salvia splendens (bonfire salvia), 922 nucleotides long. Its product is annotated as protein STRICTOSIDINE SYNTHASE-LIKE 2-like. The record is from RefSeq and is a predicted model, not a curated record. Gene Ontology annotation, molecular function: hydrolase activity. Gene Ontology annotation, cellular component: endomembrane system. Bases 72 to 623 code for a protein of 183 amino acids. NCBI's taxonomy places the organism in Eukaryota, Viridiplantae, Streptophyta, Magnoliopsida, Lamiales, Lamiaceae. The transcript has 2 exons.
AUAGCUCUGCCAAAAAACCAGCUAAUUACAAGAAUAAAAUCCAAUUUUUUUCAUCACUACUUCUCCAAAUCAUGAGUGUGCCGAUGGUAUUUCAGGCCAAAGCCAUGACUACAAAGCUCAUACUCUCCACUGCAUUUUUAGCUCUUCUCAUCUCCAUUUCGUUACUCUAUUUCGAUUCCGAAUAUCCCAGUAUUCUCCACCAACAAUACUCCAAUAAUAACGCGACCAUCAAAUUUCAAGACGCCGUGGGCCUGGAGAGCUUCGACUUCGACGGGGGCGGCGGCGGGCCCUACACCGGCGUCUCCGAUGGGAGGAUUAUCCGGUGGCAGGCCAAUGAGAGCCGUUGGGUGGACUUCGCCGUCACGUCACCGGAUAGGAAGUUUGUUUCGGCGAUCAUGAGUGGCGACGACAGCGGAAGGGUGAUGAAAUUCGACGCCCGAACAAGAAAAACUAGUGUCCUCGUGGACAAGCUCAAGUUCCCAAACGGCGUCGCAUUGAGCAGAAACGGCGAUUUCCUCCUUUCCGUGGAGACCACGACUUGCAAACUGUACAAGUUGUGGCUCAAAACCAGGAAUGUAGAGGUGGUGAUAGAGUUCCUCGGAUUCCCUCCCCUGACAAUAUAAAGAGGAAUAGGAAUGGCGAAUUUUGGGUGGGGAUCAAUUCCCGGAGAGGAAAGCUAGUGCGAUGGCUCAUUUCCAACCCUUAGAUCGGAAAGGCCGUCGUUAGGUAUGUGCCAUUGGAUGUCACGAAGAUACGCGCUUAAUGGCCUAGUGGUAGAGCGAUGGGGAUUAGAUUGGAUAGGAAUGGGAAUGUGGUGGAUGUGUUGGAGUUUGGGAAAUGGAAGGAGGUUAGUGAAGUGCAUGGGGAGAAUGGCUCUUUGUGGAUAGGACCUGUUAUCAAGCCAUUUUCUCUUACUCACACA